Messenger RNA from Triticum urartu, 2868 nucleotides. RefSeq lists its product as uncharacterized. The record is from RefSeq and is a predicted model, not a curated record. NCBI's taxonomy places the organism in Eukaryota, Viridiplantae, Streptophyta, Magnoliopsida, Poales, Poaceae.
UUUCCCUUCACACCUCGGCGGUAAAAAAAAUACAUUCCUCCCGCUCUACUGCCUGGGAUCCUACUGCCGCAAGCACUGUGCGCAGGGAGACAGCACAAGGGAGCGAAGCUGAGGACGCAGGGCACGAUGGCAGCCCCGUAGUCAGAGAGUCCAAGGAAGGGCAAGAAAAAGCAGGCAGGGGAAGGGAGGGGAAGCGGAAGGGGCCCAAGAUAGCGAGGCGGCAGCCAUGGAGGUAGAGCCACCGCCACCGGCAGCGGCAGGGGCAGCGGUGCCGCGGAAAUGCGGCGUCGGCGGGGAGCAGCCGGACCACGGGACCCCGAAUCGGCCGCGGGAGGCGCAGGAGGACCAAGCAGCCCCGGCGCCGCUGCGGCGGGAGCUGGCGGCGGCGCGGGCGCGGCGGAGGGCGGGCCGCGCCACGCCCUCGCCGUCCUGGAAGCUCGAGGCGUCGCCGCCGCGGCCGGAGGAGCAGCCGGCGGACGCGGCGGCGGCGGGGAGGAGGAGCUCGUCGGGGGCGUCCGCGCGCCAGCUGGGCGCCACGCUGUGGGAGAUCCAGGACGUCGUCAGGGCCGCGGGCGCCGGCCGCCGGAUCCGCAGGCGCGCGCGGAGGGGGCCCGCCGCGUCCCCUCACCGCGGCGGCGACGACGACGACGACGUGGAUCGGCCACAUAUUUCAGGCGGCUGUGGUAGGGAUCUUUCAGCACCAUUGAUGGAACAUGAAAAGUUACAUGAAGAUCGAUGCCAUUCAAGGCAGUCUCUUUCUCCUGCAAGUUACACUAGCUCAAUUGGGGCUGCUACCAUAAACCUCGUCAGUCCUACUCGGUCGUUGAAUUUCAGGGACAGAUAUAGGGAUGCAGGUUGCAAUCUUAAAACAUCAACAGAACUAUUGAAAGUUCUGAAUCGUAUUUGGAGUUUGGAAGAACAGCAUGCGGUUGAUGUGUCAGCAGUUAAGGGAUUGAAAUCGGAGUUGCAGAAUACACAGGCACGUGUUCAAGAGCUUACACAAGAGAGGCAGCGAUAUCACUAUGAAAUCGAGUCUCUGGCCAGGCAAGUCACUGAAGACAAAAUGGCUCGGAAAAACAAGGAACAAGAGAAGCUUAGAGCAACCCUUUGUUCCCUGCAAGAGGAACUUGAAGCUGAGAGACAUCUGAGGAAACAUUCUGAGAAUCUCCACAGGAAGUUAGGGAAAGAGUUGUCUGCGAUGAAACCGGCAUUUCUCAAGGCUGUAAAGGACCUGGAGAAAGAGCAGAAAGCAACCCGCCUAUUGGAAGAUCUCUGCGACGAGUUUGCGUUAGGAAUCAGAAACUACGAAGAGGAAGUGAGGGUGUUAAAGCAAAGGCAUGUAAAGGAGUAUGAACAGAAAACUGAUAAGUUGGUGGUUCAUAUUUCGGAAGCAUGGCUGGACGAGCGAAUACAGAUGCAAAAUGCUGAUGCCAGGGGAGAUUCAGAAGGGAAAACCUCAAUCACGGAGAGGUUGAGCGGUGAAAUACGGAGUUUCCUUCAUGGUAGAAGAUCAAGCAACUUCUACGGUAUUAACAAACAUGCUGGUAAUGAGAAGGGAGAUGCAAGCUUGUGCCGACAGUCCCUCGAAUCUCUGCACUUAAAUGGAGCCACCAGUGCCCCCCGGUUAGCUGAAGAUGAUGAAAAUUCUGUUGCUAGCGACUUGCAUUGCUUUGAGUUGAACAUGCAUGGAGACGCUGUGCAGACUCAUGACCUUGCAGGAACUCGACGGACAGUCGCCGACUGCAUGUAUUCACCAAUGAGAAGGCUGGAGUUCUCCGAUGGUCUGUCUGUUGAGGGCUCAAGGAUCUCAUCCGCAAGACCUUGUUCAGAAAAAGGCAAGGUAAAGCCAAGAAGCAGCAAAGCACAGCUGAAUACUUCAGCGCCAGAAAUCAGCUCUCGCAACGGUGACAAAAUUGAUCCUAUAGAUGAGCAGAACGAAACAGUCAUGACCCAAGUUUCUCGACGGUUGCACGAUGACUUGCUGAAGAUCAAAUCAGAGGCUCCUCAACAUGCAUUUCUAGAGCGAAAACCCCAUGAUCAUCAUCCCCGGACGUACCAGUUUCGUGAGUGUGCCGCGUCGUCAAGCGAUCUGCUACACAAUCUGCACAGUCCAGCCCGGCAGCUGAAGAAUCAUCAGCGCGUGCCGUUGGACUACCAAACAUCUGAAUGCACUACUACCGGUGACCUGCGUGGUCUGCGUAGUCCAUCCUGGCAGCUGAAGAACCAACGUGCGUCAUUGGACUACCAGAUAUCUGAGUGUGCCACCACAGGUGACAUGCACAACCUGCGCAGUCCAUCAUGGCAGCUGAAGAAUCAUCAUCGGUCGUCGCUGGACCAUGAAAUCUCCGAGUCCUCGCCGGCGCGGUCUCUCGGCUCAAAAGACAACACGCUCAAGGCGAAGUUACUGCAAGCGAGGCUAGAGGGGCAGCAUGCCCGGAUUAGGGCGUCGGGCUACCCCUUGAUCAGCACAAGGAGAUGAGCACACCGACUGGCUGGCACCCUUGGGCUGAUGAGCUUCCAUGUUGUGGUUUCCUACGGCAUGGAGCUGCAUUUUAAGUUAAUGUGACUUGAUGUGUUUAGAAUUUCACGCGCGGCGUCUCGGGUCUCGGGUCGCGGGCGGGAUAUGCGGAAUUGUAGCUGCAUGGGGGAGGAGAGACAGACCCCCUUGAGUAGAUUUGCUGCAUCCUUCAGGCUCAUCCGGCUAUGAUUGAAUGAUUGAAUGUACGUAGUAGAGAUGGACUUUCGGUAAUCACCUGUUGUUGUAAUGUUUGUAUUGUAUAGUACUAGUAUUAUAUGUGUGGAUGUAGAAGUAGGAACCUGAAACACCCGUGGCAAAGCUAAUGGCUGGAAGAAAGCUUGAGAGCUGUA